AUGCCACACAACGCCGGAGCAUCAAAAAAAACAGGCAAAGAUCCAAAUGCACCAAAACGAACAUUGUCUGCAUUCUUUAUUUUUGCACAAGAUGAACGACCAGACAUCAAGAAGGAAAGUCCAUCAUUUGAUGAUUCCACAAAACGUUAUGCACAAAAGGCUGCUGUUGAAAAGCAAAAAUAUGAAGUAUGCCAUGUUGAAUACAAGAAAGGUGGUGAUGAUGUUAGCUCUGCUAAAGGAGGUAAAGCUGCAGCAAAAGCACCAGCAAGUAAAAAAUCUGCAAGUAAAUCAAAAUCAUCGGAUGAAGAUAAUGAUGAUGACGACGACAAUGAAAAUGAAGAUGAAGAUGAAGAUGAAGAAUAA
Molecule: messenger RNA, 363 nt
Organism: Rotaria socialis
Lineage: Eukaryota; Metazoa; Rotifera; Eurotatoria; Philodinida; Philodinidae
Source: the annotation of a GenBank genome assembly